AUGCAGAGCUUCGAUACAUGGGGUGGCGGUGGAGGUGGCGGCGAGGGGGGCGGGGGUGUGCUUGGUGCAGUAUGCAUGUUGAUGGUGAGGCUACUGUCCUGCGGGCGUCGGGGUACCAAGCUGGCGCCGAUGGACGUGACGCUGGACGAGGAGACCGAGGAGCUCGUGGAGAUUCUUCAAGUCUCGAAGGCCCACCUCGCAAAGCUCCGAGGGAUCUUCGAGAGCAUCGAUGUCGGCAACACCGGGACCGUCUUCUGUUACGAGGUGCUGUCGGCGGUGGGCAUAGCGCAGUCUCCCUUCACGGACAACCUCUUCCGAUUGGUCGGGGUUCACCCGGAAGGGUCUCUGUCGUUUUGCCAGCUCUGUCGGAUCUUGAUGACCUACUGCGUCUUCUCCAAGGAGGAUAUCUUGCUCUUCUUGUUUCGGCAGUACGACACGGACGAUAGCGGAGCCAUCGACGAGAGCGAGUUUCGCGAGCUGGCCAAGACGGUCAACAACGCAUCGCCGAUGUUUCCGGGAAAUUUCGCCAAGGCCCUGCUCGACUUUGAUACCAAUUCGGACGGCCAGAUCGACUUUGAGGAGUUCCGGGCGAUGGACAAAGCAUUCCCCUUGCUCUUUUUCCCCGCGUUCAGGCUUCAGGAUUCCCUGCAAAAGUUCUUCCUAGGGAGCACUUUCUGGGUAAAGGCGCAAGAAGGCGUCCUAGCCCGACAAGGCGCUGCGGAGUAUCAGGCUACCCAUGGCGGCAGGACCCUGGACAAGCGCGGGAGGCAAGGACGAUGAUGACGAACAGGCGGGGGCCAAAUCGAGCAUAGAUUUUGCAGACCCCUGCCCGGGAUAAAAACAUCUCGAAUUUUUGUUUGCGUAUGUGGGUACGAGAUGUGAAAUCGACGAUUGCGCCUGGAAGACGUGCGGGGAAAAGAUGGUACGAACGAAUGUUGGUUAUCGCACGGAGCGGGUGAAAGCCAGAUGUGCACAUGCAGGAAUUGGUCAGCGAGUGCUAUCAAAUAUUCAUGGUAUGCGGGAGCUCUUGAGGUCAGCGAGCGAAGGGGGCGAGGGAGUUCUGGAGGGAGUGCAGAAUCGACAUC
Messenger RNA from Ectocarpus sp. CCAP 1310/34, 1085 nucleotides. Lineage: Eukaryota; Phaeophyceae; Ectocarpales; Ectocarpaceae. The record is from the annotation of a GenBank genome assembly.